Chara braunii is the source of this 1340-nucleotide messenger RNA. The record is from the annotation of a GenBank genome assembly. NCBI's taxonomy places the organism in Eukaryota, Viridiplantae, Streptophyta, Charophyceae, Charales, Characeae.
UCAACAGGUACAUGCCCAAAGCUGACUACCUGGUAGUGGCGUUUCGCAGAAGUUACGGGAAGUGAAUUUCACGCCAAUAAUGAAACGCGAGUUUGAUUGGCGGCACGAAUCGUCUUCCGCGGGCGCCUGCGGCGCAACGCGGCGCAGCGCGGCGGAGCGCGGCGGAGCGCGGCGGAGCGGCAAUAUUCCGGAUCUGGACCAGUACCUAGAAAUGGACACGGAAGAGGACAGCAUCAACGGCGUGGUUCAUGAAGAUUUCAACAAGAUCCAGAUUCAAUGGCUGAAGGAUCAUACAGUGGUGUUCAUUUUCGGAGGAAAAGCCAAGAACUUGGGAAACAAGGAGAAGUUACAAUUUGUACGGAAUUUAGAGGAUGGACGAUUGAGGUCGGAAUUCAAAGCGUUCGGAAGGGGCUCCACUCACGUGGAGGGUAGAUCAAUGAUUACGUACAUUGCUAGGUCGAUAGAGGCGAAAGAGUCAAUGAUGGGUAGGAAGCCGGAGAUCAACUUCACUUUGGAUAGACAAAAAUAUAAGGUAAUUAUUCGAUCGUGGCUUCCUAAAAAUGAAUGGGAAACGGAAAGAGAGAGGGAGAGGGUGGAAAAUUACUGGGUAAUGGCGGCGCUUUUUCUUGAGAUCGACGUCACCAAUCUUACAGUGUGGGACCCCAUCAUCCGGCAAGGAAACGCGCGGCAAGAGGAACAAGAAGAAGAAGAAGAAUCGAGCGAAGAUAGUGACGAUCCUGAUCACAUUCAGGAAGAAGAAGAGGACAAGGAAGAAGAGGAGUCAGCAGGAGAAGAAGAGGUAGCAGGUGGGCCGAGUCAGCAGCCCGAGCGAAGCAGGGAAGAAGAAGAGGCAGGAGCACGGAAACGGUUGGAAAAGGCAGAGGGAAAACGGCCAGUAGAAGAAAGGUCCCCGCCGGAUCUAUCGUUGGGAAAUCCGUGGCUCGAUCCAGAGCCCCCGAAGGAAGACGAAGGAAACGAUGGAGCCGCAGCGGAGGGAUCGGGAAGACGUCGCCGAAGGAGCAAAUCGCCGACUUCGUCUGGUUCCUCUGCCCCACCUGCCCUUCGCCUACGUCAGCAUGAGGGCGAUCGAGCUUCGUCCCCGUUUGUUCUCUCGCUGUCCCCUUGACUUUCUGAUGGUCACCCGAGUCCCGGGUAGACCCCCAUUCCCCGUUGGAUGGUGCCCCUUCAAGUUUCCUCCCGACCUCUUCCACCACCUUUACGCCACCCGCCUCCUAGUCACCGUCUUUCUGCAUGUUACCACCCGCUCUGUAGUAGAUUCUUUUCUUCUCCAUGUUCUCCUGUUUAGUGCAGAUUGGCGGGAAUAAAACCAUAUAGAAAUA